UAUCAUGUACACCUUGCUAAUUAGCAAGCCUAGUGAGACAUGACUAAAAGAAAACAAACAGGCAGAGGGUUGGCAGAGGUUAUCUGUGCAAGAGAGGGGAUAGAAGGAAGUCAGGAAAGAAGAGGGAGGGAGUGCCAUUAACUACUGAGUUUGUGAGUCCCUUUCCUUCCUUGUAUGGAAAGCUCAUCACGGGCAGGGGUGUCUAUAGCUAGCUGAUCGAGUACUGUGACACCACCACCUCGUCUUUCUUUUUCUGCUUGCUGAGUAGGGUGAGAGGAAGGAGGAGCGAUCACCUCUGCUUAAACCAGCUCCUUGCAAUCGGAGGACAAAAUCAGGAGAUAAAUAAAUAGAAGACGAGUUCUGUUACAAAGUAGCUCUGAUGGCGGAUGAUCCGAUUAGCUGCGAGAGUAGAUGAGACCCGAGAUUAGCUGCUUCUCUUCGCCUGCGCCAGACUUGAACUCCAAGGCUCGGUUGAGACUUUUUUUGGGGGGGGACGGGGUCUUCAAUCAGAGACCCGCGACUCUUAUCUCUUUUUGUUUUGUGGUAUAUUCUUUAGAACAUGGCUGCAUAUCAGCCGGCAAUGCAGAUUCUGGCACUUUUGGCAGCGCUGUUCCUGCUGAUCAGUCCUUCAUUUGAGGAACCCUUUCCUGCAGCCCCGACGAUAAAACAAUGGGUAGACAGAAUGAAGGAUGAACUGGUAACGCUAGCCAAAACUGGAAGUGGUGUAGACCAAUUUGCAGAGAUUUAUAUGAAGAAGAAAGAUAUGUAUACAGUGAAGCAAAAUAAAGCCCAUGAGCUGGUCGAAAAGGCAGCCCAUGAUAUUGACAGACUCCUGAAUAACAGAUCAAAAGCAUUAUGGCGCUUGGUGAAAGAAGCAGAAUCAUUACAAAAGCAGCACCAGUGGCAAGAUGAUUUAGGGGAAAAUGAAAUUACUUACUACAAUGCCAAAGACGGUUUUAAGAAUAACAACAAUGAAACUGAUAGUAUACGCAACAGGAUGAGUGAAGAUCCUGCAUUCCGCCGAAAUGUAUCCUAUGAAUAUUCAGCUGUCCAUAUCCCCACGGAUAUUUAUGAAGGCUCAACUAUAAUAUUAAAUGAACUGAACUGGACUGCUGGACUUGAUGAAACGUUCAGAAAAAACAGAGAGGAAGAUCCCUCAUUACUCUGGCAGGUAUUUGGAAGUGCAACAGGACUAGCUCGAUAUUAUCCAGGAUCUCCAUGGGUAAAAGAAAACGAUACUCCAAAGAUUGACCUGUAUGAUGUUCGCAGAAGACCAUGGUAUAUCCAGGGUGCUGCCUCCCCAAAAGACAUGCUGAUUCUUGUGGAUGUGAGUGGAAGUGUAAGUGGCCUGACUCUUAAGCUGAUCCGUACAUCCGUCUCGGAGAUGCUAGAAACUCUUUCCGAUGAUGACUUUGUGAAUGUGGUAUCUUUUAAUGACAAUGCAAAGAAUGUUAGCUGCUUCAACCACCUAGUCCAGGCCAAUGUACGCAACAAGAAGGUACUGAAGGAAAACAUUAAUAUGAUAUCUGCCAAGGGAAUAACUGAUUACAAAAAAGGAUUCAGUUUUGCCUUUGAACAACUGCUAAAUUUUAAUGUGUCUCGAGCCAACUGUAACAAGAUCAUUAUGCUAUUUACUGAUGGAGGAGAGGAAAAAGCACAAGAAAUUUUCAAAAAAUAUAAUCCUGACAGAAAGGUACGAGUUUUCACAUUUUCAGUUGGCCAGCAUAAUUAUGAUAAAGGACCUAUCCAGUGGAUGGCUUGCACCAACAAUGGUUACUACUACGAGAUCCCUUCCAUUGGUGCAAUAAGGAUUAACACCCAGGAGUAUCUGGAUGUCCUUGGAAGACCGAUGGUUUUAGCUGGAGAAAAGGCCAAACAAAUACAGUGGACUAAUGUGUACUUGGAUGCACUGGAACUUGGCCUUGUUAUUACUGGAACUCUGCCUGUCUUCAACCUAACAGUCGGUCAUGAUGGUAAAAAGAACCAGUUGAUACUUGGAGUAAUGGGUGUUGAUGUCUCCCUUGAGGAAAUCAAAGGUCUCACUCCACGUUUUAAUCUGAGUCCGAAUGGCUACUAUUAUGCUAUUGACCCUAAUGGCUAUGUUUUGCUUCAUCCCAACCUCCAGCCAAAGCCCGUUGGGACAAGUAUCCCUAGUGUUAAUUUAAGAAAAAGGAGGCCUGAUGUCCAGAAUCCCAAAUCACAGGAGCCAGUCACAUUGGAUUUCUUGGAUGCAGAACUUGAAAAUGAAAUGAAAGUAAAGAUACGUCAAAAAAUGAUUGAUGGAGAAAGUGGGGACGAAUCAUUUCAGACACUAGUUAAGUCCCAAGAUGAGAGAUACAUUGACAGAGGAAACAGGACAUACACCUGGGCACCAGUCAGUAAAACAGAUUAUAGCUUGGCCCUGGUAUUGCCAUCCUACAGUUUCAAUUACAUCGAAGCCAAACUAGAUGACAUGACACAGGCUAGAUCAAAAAAGAAACUGAAAGAGGUUUUGGAGUCGCUGAAGCCUGAAAGAUUUGACGAAACUGGAUAUACAAUAAUAGCACAGAGGAAGUACUGCAAAGAUCUGAAACAAGAUGACAAUGGGACCAAAUUCCUUAUGGAUUUCAUUGAGUUUAUCGAUCGAAAAACACCCACUGAUCCCUCAUGUCACACCGCACUAAUCAACAGACUCUUGCUGGAUGCUGGGUUUACAGCUGACCUUUCUCAGAACUACUGGAAGAGACACCUACCACCAGGAGUGUUUGCACGUUUCGUUGCUACAGAUGGUGGAGUCACAAGAAUUUACCCCAAAAGUGCUGGAGAAGGCUGGACAGAAAGUAAUGAGACAUAUGAAUCGAGUUACUACAAAAGGAGCCUGGAUAACGACAUCUAUAUUUUCACAGCUCCCCAUUUCAACAGAACAGGUCAAGAAACCCCAGAGGCGGGCAUCAUGGUUAGUAAGGCAGUUAAAAUAACAGUUGAUGGAAAACAAUUGAAACCUGCAGUGGUUGGUAUUAAGAUUGAUGUGAACAGCUGGAUGGAAAAUUUUACAAGGGCAACAACAGACAGUAGCUCAAAGUGCAAGGGAGAAAUCUGCAGUUGUCAAAAGAACAGUAAGGAUAUUGACUGUUUUAUUCUGGAUGAUGGUGGAUUUCUGCUAAUGUCAAAUCAGGAAGAGUAUAUUUUGCAGAUUGGUAGGUUUUUUGGAGAAAUUGAUCCAAGUCUGAUGCGCCAGUUGAUCAAUGAGUCCUUGUAUGCAUUUAAUAAGUCUUAUGACUACCAGUCGGUAUGUGAGCCUCAGAAGGAGACCAAAGCUGCUGCAGGCCUACGCUCUGUCUAUGUGCCCACUAUUGCAGAUAUUCUAAACGUGGGAUGGUGGGCCUCUGCUGCAGCGUGGUCACUAGUACAGCAGCUAUUGUUAAGUAUCACCUUCCCACAAUUCACUGCAGCUGUGGAAAAGGAAGAUGAUAGUUCAGCUGCCUUAGCGAAACAAAGCUGCAUCACUGAGCAAACUCAGUAUUUCUUUGCAAAGGAAAACCGAACAUUUGGUGGCGUGCUUGACUGUGGCAAUUGUUCAAGAAUUUUCCACGCAGAAAAGCUUUUGGAUACUAACCUGGUGUUCCUGAUAGUUGACAGCAAACAGACAUGUCUCUCCUGUGACUCAGCACCACUGAUCCAGGCGGAACAACCAUCUACUGGUCCUGAUCCUUGUGAUUUAGCACAGAAUCCAAGAUACAGGAAAGGACCGGAUGUUUGCUUUGAUUAUGAUCCCCUUGAAGAUCCUGGAGAUUGUGGAGGAGUCUCUGGCCUUAUUCCUUCUCUAUGGUCGAUGCUAGGAAUUCAGUUUGUUCUUCUCUGGCUCCUUACUGGUAGUAGGCUCUAUCCUUCAUGACCAUGGACAUACGAAAUUCAUGAAGUUUAGUUUCAAGACCCUGCCAAAAAUGAAAGCCCUGGAUUCAACCAAAAUGGAGGAAUAUCAUAUGACCCAGGCAGUGUAAGACUGACCAUGUUCAUACCCUGGUGUAUUUCUUUGUGAAAGACGCAUUACGGUACCCACAUUGGCAGCAUGUUGGACUGUCUGAUCUGGAACAACAACUUGUGGGAUGUCUAGUUUAUUUACACCAUUACAGUACAUUUAAAUCUACUUUAUUAAUCUAGCUUAUUUUCCAUGUAUAAUAUGUUGACUUUUGAGGAAGGGCUGCCUUCAGCUAUAAUUUAUAAUGUUUCAUACUUGUUUUGUCUGCUUUGUUUUAAAACUGGAUAUGUGAAACACUAAGGUAUGUGCACUUAAUGGUCUGUUGCAUCUCUAGCUGCAGGAAUAUAGAUCUCACUGCAGUCAGUAACACUGAUCAUAAAACAUCUUUUCUACACUAUGGUACUGUUUAAUACUUUUGUGAUGUCUUGCAAAGUACAACAAAGCUCCUUCUCCAGCUACUGUGCAUCGGAUAGCUGACAGCUUAACACUCAUUGAUGAAUGCCUUAAUGUGUUUGAUUCAAACUGCCAAAUCAGAACUGGUGACAUGCACAUCAGCAAGCUUGUAUUUUGUUAAAGUGUGUAAAAAUAAGGAAUUUAUACGUCAUAUGUUGACAACUUGAGUCAGCUCAGAUUCUAAUACCAAACUCCCAUGUUAGAGUUAUUUCUGUAAUGUCAGGUGUUUCCUCAGACUAAAGUGCAGUAAAAACAUUACUGAAACAAUUUUUCUGAUUGGUUGAAAGAUUUAUAAAAGAAAAUGCAGUGUUUUGUAGCUCUGGACCUUAAGUAAGGGUAUUUGGUCUUGCAUGAAGCUGCUUUGACUUUGUAAGCCUUGCUUUUUUAUUCUAGAUUGUAAUUUAUAUGGAUGACACAAGUGAUUGAGUUAUUUUGUUGCUGUUUAUUUACUUAUUUUUAUGUGUGAAAAAAAUCAUAAUUAAAUAUAAUUCAGUCCAUAAAAACGUAUAGUUAAACAUACUAAGCAGUGUGUUGCGUGAUAAAUAGGCUGAAAGAAAAUAUGUCAUAAGAAGUAAAUUUGCUAUGAUCACUUCAAAUAAAGAGUACACUGACUUAUUCUUAUGGAGAAAAUACGAAUACAUCUGUAUGUAUUUUUAAAUGAAACCAGUAUGAUUUUCUACACAACAUAUAAAUAAUAAACGGAAGACAUUCUUUAAUAAGAAGCAAAACAGGGCUGACCUUCAGAAAAUAAUUCCCAGAAUAUAUUUAUUAUGAACCUAUAAAAACUAACAUUUGUUUACUAAAUGUAGGGUGAAGCUUAAUACAAACAAGAUAAUGAUAGACAUUCUAAAGUACGACACAAUUUCUAAGGAUUCUUUAAGUCACUGUAAUUCCAAAAUUUCACCACAUGACUCAGAAGUCAUAUUGUAUUGUUUUACAUUUGUACUUCAGUAGUUAGGAUCAAAGUUAUACCAUCAGCUACUGAAGAAAGGUUUUUAACUAUACGUUUGUUGGGUUUCUAGAGAUACUGAACAUUAAUAAUCUUUAACCCCAAACUAGGUAAACAUAUAUAAAAUACGUACAACAAGGUUAACUUAAAAAACUAAAUUCUUUCAGUGUAAAUGAAAGUACAUUUGAUUUAAUUCCAUGAAUGCCUACCAAAUGAGGGGUUAUUAAAAAUAUAACAUAGAGGAUUAUUUUUGGUUGUUUAUGUAGGUUUACAAAUAAAUAGAUGCACUACACAUUAAAGCUGUGAAACAUUGUAAGUUUAAAGUAAUUUGUAAGGGGAAUGAUGACUGACUAGUGCAUUUUUAAUUAUCAGGAACCCUAAAACCAGUUUCUGUGAAUGUAGUAUUUCAGGAAGCUGGAGUGUUAUAAACCUAUAACCUCUCCAACAAGAAUGGGUAUCAUUUAUGUUUUGUGUGAUAAUACUGCUAUCUAUAAAUUAGACGGUUCUACUAUAGAAUCCUCCGAUAAAGCAUAAUCAUAAUUUGAAAAAUAAUAGCUGUUUAAAGUAUAUUUUGCUGAUUGAAAAGUUGCUUAUUAGGGUGCAGUUAGUUGAUGAUGACAUUUUGUUUUGUUGUUGUUGCUGUUGAAUUAUGCAACUUGAAUCAUUGUUCAAAGAAAUAAUGGGACUUGUGCAAUUACAGAUAUUCUUUAUUUUUGAAAAUUGAAUUUAAUGCAAAUUAUAGGACCCAUUAUUUAUUUUUCAUUAAAAACAUUAGCGAACAAGUAGUGUAGCCAGACCUGCGGCAUGUUGACACUGUCUUUUUACCAAAACUGAAUGAAGAAAGCAUCCUAUGACAUUCUCAUUAUUUCAUGAAUGAAAAGUCUGAUUUCUGGUUUAACUUCUACUUCUGGAAAUAUUCUUUAGGUGGUUUAUGUGCCUUUAUUUCUACAGAAGACAAGUAGAACACAGAAAGUAGAAAUAAACAAAAAAUUUGUGCAAAGCAGGUUUUACAUUGCAGCAACUCAGCGAAGAUGUAGACAGGACAAAACUAUUUUUAUUCAAUCUCAAGAUUCAUGUUCCACCCAGAAGAUGACUAAAUCACUGAGUAGCAGUUACACAGACAUCUGGUGUGCUCUCCUAAACAGUUACUGUUUCCUUCUUGUCCCAGUUUUGGAGUUUGUGUUCUAAUUACUAAUUAACCCACCCCACAAAUGAUAGAGACGAUAUACUUCAACGUCAUUUGUGCAAAUGUGAGUCAUCAAAAACUAGAGAAAUACUGACAUUUUACAUGCUAUUCAAUGUUUCUAUACAUUUAUGAGGUGAAUGCAAUGAGAAUUUACUUUGCCAUCUAUUGUUUUUCCCCAUUCAUACAUAAAAGACUAUCUAUUAUAGUCAAAUAUCAUGUAUCUGAUACCUUGUAUGUGUGAGUUAAGCACUUUUAAAUAUAUUAAAUGAAGCAGAACAUAUUUUCUUUACACAAUAAUAUUGUACUUCACUCUACAUUCAGAUUGGAAGAGUAUAGACUCUCAAUCAAGAUAAAGUGUUGAUGGAGUUGCCAAAAAUUUAGUAAUAGUUUUCAGAUUGUUUCUGUUUUUCAGUUUUAAUUUUGUCUUAUCUUUAGUAAGUAAAAAGUUCAUUUUUAUGUAUACCUAAUUACUUAACUGAUCUAUAUGAUGUGUUCAUGCAUUUUAAGCAAGUACCAAAGUUGAUUUGGAAAUAUAUGGAAGCUCAUUUGUGGGGGAGCUUUGGUUAUCCAGGAAUCUAGAAUGGUGAAAGCUGAUAUUUAUGAAAGGCAAUGAAUCAUACACUGGUCUGUAGUUAUACCUAUAUGCUGCAUAAAUGUUAUAUAAAUGGUAUGCUUAAAUGUGUUUUGCAUGAGGAUACCUACAUGUGGUGAUACUCUUUCAGCCUGUUGUGGUUGUUGUGUCUUAUAGUUAUUGUGUUAACUAUAAUGGUUCAUAUUCCUGUCAAAAUUGUUUGUUAUGUGAUGAUACAUUACAUGUUAAUCUUUGUAAUAUUUUAACUGUUUAUUGUAUAUCAGCAAAGUGCUUUCUCCCAUUUAUAAAAAAGUAUGCUCCCAUAAAACAGCUAGCUAUGCAGAUAUAAUUACUUGCACCAGUUUGUCACUGUAGCUAAAAUUCACUUUAAUAAUGAGAAGAAAAAGUGAUCACUAUUAGAUCUGACUUCUUCAGCUUGACUGUAAGGUAUAUCAAGUGUACACAGUGAAAAUAUGUCUUAUGGACAGUUGCAGAAACAGAAUGCGUUUUCUUAUACAUUUUGAUGGAAUUAAAAUGUAUCAAAUUACACUCUUAGUGAGGCAGAUAAGUCCAUGUUCAAUGGCUUCAUUGGUGAAACUAAAAAUGUACUAAAGACGGACUGUACAUUUGAUUAAAGAUAUCAAACAGGUACAGAAAUUCUGAAGGAAAAUAGGCAUAUUUUAUUUCCUAACUGGAAAACUUGUUAGACUUGUUUUCUUGAAAACCUUUUUUGAAGUACUAAUGUACAUAAGUAGUAUUUAUUUCUACACAAAGUUAGAAAUGACUUAAUAAUUAGGGUAUGUACAAACAGAUUCAGAAAAUAUGAUAAUUGUGUCUGAAUUUAAAAAUCAAACAGUGAGCUAUACUUCUUCAUUUAAAAGCUAUUGCUUUUUCUUCUUGCAUUCCACCAUGGAAGACAGAGAAUUUUGUGCAUGUUAAAGUAGUUUAUUUUGCCACAGUACCCGGCUUAUAUUUUUACCAUAUAUAUUCUCGUAUUUUUAUAGCUCCUGUAAACAAAAUAAACAACCAAAGCUGCAGAAUGUUUUAUUUGCAUAACAGAAUGUGAAUUACAUAGUGUGGUAAGUCACCCAGUAUUAUAUGCAUUUUAUUUUCAAAGCAGAAUGUUAAUGAAGAUUAAACAUAUGGGCUGAUAUACAGUAAAUUUGAUACACUACUGUAACUAUGAAAUCACAGCUUAUAAAUUCUCUCUCUGGAUACAUGAGAUAUAUGCAGCUAGUUUUAAAAGCAAAUUAUUUGAAUAUCUAAGAAUGUGUUUUCUGUUUUGUGUACUGUAUCAUGACAUAAAAAAAAAGACUGCCAAAAAUAUUCACAAUAUUAUAACCCUUUGUAAAAUCAAAAGAUUUUCCAGAAAUCUUGUCUUUUGCUAAAUGCAGUUAAGGUGGUGCUGCCUGAAUAAAACACUUCUAAGCCUAGACAAACUAAUGAUUACCUAUAAAUGUUUACUGUAGCAUACUGUCAUUACCUGUGCAAUGUUGUUGUGAUCUUUUAACUACCAUUACAGUGCUGAACUGCUUUGUAAAUCCCUGUUUCUCAUUUGUAAAUCUGAGCCAUCCAUUCAUCUGAACAACCAGCAUUACUGCCAAACUGUUGACAGUGCUCUGUAUUUAUAAUGAAUUUUUAACAUGGCAUCUAUAGCAACUUUGACUCCCAAUGGUUUUUAGGUCCCUGUACAUUACAAUUUUAUUGUAAUCAAUUUUUUCAUGUUUUUGAUGCUUGAGCUUUAAUGGUAAAUUGAUUAAAAAAGUGUUGCUGCCAA
Molecule: messenger RNA, 8894 nt
Organism: Protopterus annectens (West African lungfish)
Lineage: Eukaryota; Metazoa; Chordata; Ceratodontiformes; Protopteridae
Gene: CACNA2D1
Product: calcium voltage-gated channel auxiliary subunit alpha2delta 1
Exons: 40
Coding region: 560-3874 (1104 amino acids)
Cellular component (GO): L-type voltage-gated calcium channel complex
Molecular function (GO): voltage-gated calcium channel activity
Source: RefSeq, a predicted model, not a curated record